AUGUCGGCAAAAUUUAAUCAAGCAUAUUCAGAAUUAAUCCGGAAACUACCUCCUUCACUAGAAAAUGAAGCUUGGAAACGUCUUAUUUCUAGAAAGCGAAAUCCAAUAACAGAAGAGGAUGCUAGUACUGUUAACCCCUUAAUAGAAUCAUUUUUGAAUCACGAGGUUGAUAGAUACCAGAAAAAAUUAAAAUUCCAACGACAAAAAUUAGAUGAAGCGGAAAAAAUUCUCGCGUCUAUGAAGGCGGAUGCUACUGAUUAA
Entrophospora sp. SA101 is the source of this 261-nucleotide messenger RNA. Lineage: Eukaryota; Fungi; Glomeromycota; Glomeromycetes; Entrophosporales; Entrophosporaceae. The record is from the annotation of a GenBank genome assembly.